Colletotrichum godetiae is the source of this 1314-nucleotide messenger RNA. Its product is annotated as C6 zinc finger protein. Gene Ontology annotation, molecular function: DNA binding; zinc ion binding. Gene Ontology annotation, biological process: DNA-templated transcription. Bases 1 to 1314 code for a protein of 437 amino acids. The record is from RefSeq and is a predicted model, not a curated record. NCBI's taxonomy places the organism in Eukaryota, Fungi, Ascomycota, Sordariomycetes, Glomerellales, Glomerellaceae. The transcript is spliced from 3 exons.
AUGCGUCUCGUAGGGCACAUUUAUACUGCCAGAAAAUGGUCUUCUGAGAUCCAAAAUGACGCCGAAUGUCAAUUUCUUGAAGCAGCGCCGACUGACCCGGUUAUGGUGCAAUGUCGGCUAUUGUACUCCAUAGCCUUGUUCUGGCACAGCUUCAAAGCUGAGGCCAAGGACCAGAUGGACCUCGCAGUUCGCUUGGCACUGGACUUGCAAAUGUUCCAACAGGAAUUUGCAGCAACUCAUGGAGACGGCUCCCCGGUGCUGAUGGAAUGUUGGAGACGAACAUGGUGGACGCUGUUUAUCAUCGAUGCUUACUACGCUGGAACUCUUGGGACCAUGAAUUUCGCAGUCGUGGACGUGGAGUCCAGCGUAGAGCUGCCCUGCACAGAGGCUGAGUACGAGUCUGGGGACAUCCCGGAGCCACAGACUCUCGAGGGAUUCGACUGUCGAGAAUUUGCUUCGGAAGAUGAGUCUUUCUCUUCCUUUGCGUACCUCAUAAGUGCUGUAAAAUGUGCGGCCUUGGCUAUAUCUACGACACCGAAAUUAGUUGCCAGAGGAGACUCUAUGCGCAUGAUUGUACAAGCUGACUCAAUCAUCGACGGCUGGUCAUUACUACUGCCAGAAGAUCAUCGCAAUGUCAUGUCCAAAACCGGAGAGGUUGAUGAGCUAAUGUUUCAGGCCCAUCUCUUGGUAAACGUGGCAACCAUCGGUCUACAUCGACCUUUAUCAGACCUGAGAUUCAACCCGGUAGAAGACACCUCAAGCUGCGCCAGGGAGCCUCCCAAAGAAAAUCCCGAAACGGAGCUCGUCAAUGUGCAUACCGUCAGAGUCCUUCGGGCAGUACAAGCACAAGUGAGGCUUUUAGCGCUACCGACUGAAGGAUUCCAUCACAGCCCCUUUACCACGUGUAUGGUCAGUGAAGGGGCCUUGGCGCUGCUAUCGGCCUGUAGCUUUCUGCUCAAGGGGAAAGAGCUCGUUUUUGCGCGAGAUCAGAUCCGGAUGACGAUUGGUUGCCUCAAAACUUUGGGGCAGGUGUGGCCAAGAACAGCAAAGAACGUGCAGGAGAUUCAGACGAUUGCUCAGCAUGUACUGGGUCUCAAGUCCAAGCUGAACAGAGGGAGAGCUGCUUCAAACACUGCCAGAUCUCUGGCAGUGUUUGAAGGAAGCAGUGCGGAGACUUCGGGUUCCCAUUCAUAUUUGUCAAGCAACGAGAGUGAAAUGUUCGCUCCAUUGGGCUCCAUGGAUGAUGUUUGCGGCUGGUAUAACAUGGAAGACCUUGGCCCACAGCUCUCGCAAUGGAUGCAAAAUGACGCAUAG